CUUCCGUCGGCCAUUUUAGGUGGUCCGCGGCGGCGCCAUUAAAGCGAGGAGGAGGCAAGAGUGGCCGCCGCUGCUGCUUAUUCUUUUUUAGUGCARCCAGAGAUAGUGGGAGUGCGCGCCGCACGAGAGUGGGAGGCGAGGGGGGCAGGCCAGGGAGAGGCGCAGGAGCCUUUGCAGCCACGCGCACGCCUUCUCUGUCUUGUGUGCUUCGCGAGGUAGAGCGGGCGCGCGGCAGCGGCGGGGAUUACUUUGCUGCUAGUUUCGGUUCGCGGCAGCGGCGGGUGUAGUCUCGGCGGCGGCGGAGGCAGUAGCACUAUGUCGGAGGAGCAGUUCGGCGGGGACGGGGCGGCGGCGGCGGCAACGGCGGCGGUAGGCGGCUCAGCGGGCGAGCAGGAGGGAGCCAUGGUGGCCGCGGCGCAGGGGACAGCGGCGGCGGCGGCGGCGGGAAGCGGAGCUGGGACCGGGGGCGGAACCGCGGCUGGAGGCGCCGAAGGAGGCAGCGCCGAAUCCGAGGGGACGAAGAUCGACGCCAGUAAGAACGAGGAGGAUGAAGGCCAUUCAAACUCCUCCCCACGACACACUGAAGCAGCGACGGCACAGCGGGAAGAAUGGAAAAUGUUUAUAGGAGGCCUUAGCUGGGACACUACAAAGAAAGAUCUGAAGGACUACUUUUCCAAAUUUGGUGAAGUUGUAGACUGCACUCUGAAGUUAGAUCCUAUCACAGGGCGAUCAAGGGGUUUUGGCUUUGUGCUAUUUAAAGAGUCGGAGAGUGUAGAUAAGGUCAUGGAUCAGAAAGAACAUAAAUUGAAUGGGAAGGUGAUUGAUCCUAAAAGGGCCAAAGCCAUGAAAACAAAAGAGCCUGUUAAAAAAAUUUUUGUUGGUGGCCUUUCUCCAGAUACACCUGAAGAGAAAAUAAGGGAGUACUUUGGUGGUUUUGGUGAGGUGGAAUCCAUAGAGCUCCCCAUGGACAACAAGACAAAUAAGAGGCGUGGAUUCUGCUUUAUUACCUUUAAAGAAGAAGAACCAGUGAAGAAGAUAAUGGAGAAGAAAUACCACAAUGUUGGUCUUAGUAAAUGUGAAAUAAAAGUAGCCAUGUCGAAGGAACAGUAUCAGCAACAGCAGCAGUGGGGAUCUAGAGGAGGAUUUGCAGGAAGAGCCCGUGGAAGAGGUGGUGGCCCCAGUCAAAACUGGAACCAGGGAUAUAGUAACUAUUGGAAUCAAGGCUAUGGCAACUAUGGAUAUAACAGCCAAGGUUACGGUGGUUAUGGAGGAUAUGACUACACUGGUUACAACAACUACUAUGGAUAUGGUGAUUAUAGCAACCAGCAGAGUGGUUAUGGGAAAGUAUCCAGGCGAGGUGGUCAUCAAAAUAGCUACAAACCAUACUAAAUUAUUCCAUUUGCAACUUAUCCCCAACAGGUGGUGAAGCAGUAUUUUCCAAUUUGAAGAUUCAUUUGAAGGUGGCUCCUGCCACCUGCUAAUAGCAGUUCAAACUAAAUUUUUUGUAUCAAGUCCCCGAAUGGAAGUAUGACGUUGGGUCCCUCUGAAGUUUAAUUCUGAGUUCUCAUUAAAAGAAAUUUGCUUUCAUUGUUUUAUUUCUUAAUUGCUAUGCUUCAGAAUCAAUUUGUGUUUUAUGCCCUUUCCCCCCAGUAUUGUAGAGCAAGUCUUGUGUUAAAAGCCCAGUGUGACAGUGUCAUGAUGUAGUAGUGUCUUACUGGUUUUUUAAUAAAUCCUUUUGUAUAAAAAUGUAUUGGCUCUUUUAUCAUCAGAAUAGGAAAAAUUGAGGAAUAUUAAAAAUUUGUCAUGGAUGUUAGCUCAAAUUUGGAAAAUAGCAAGCCUAGUGAAAAUCAAGGACAUGGUUAAAUUUGCAAUGAAAUUUUAGAUGUUUGGCAAAAUCUCAUUUUUGCCACAGCAUGUCCUUGUCCAAAUUGGAAAUUACUUAAUGUAGUCACUUUAUAGGUUGUUUUGAUAGUCCUUCCUUCUGUUGCCAUUACCUUCCCAAAUGUCAUGUUUUUGUGUUUUGGGGUUUUUGUUUUUGCUUAUUAAUAUGUAUUGUGCUUUGUAGAACAACUGCAUAGAAUGCCAGACCCCUUUGCACAGAUAUACUUAAUGUUUUAUGUUUUUUAUUAAAUAAGAAAUAAGGACUUAAUCUGUUCAUUAUAAUAGAGACACAGCUAGUUCAGAGAGGUGUUUUUUUAAAGAUGUAGUGUACUUAACACUUUAYAGAUAUUUAAGUAUGGGGGAUUAAUGGAAUAUAUACAGUGUUUUAUGUGUGUGCAUUCAUUUGCUUGAGUGACUUUUUCCCAUUAGGGUUUUGGGGGGCAGUUAGAACCUUAAGACGACCCUAUUUUAGGAUUUGAAGGUGUACCUGGAAUUUUAAGUCACUCUUGGGUUUUAACAGGAAAUCUAAUUAA
Messenger RNA from Urocitellus parryii (Arctic ground squirrel), 2414 nucleotides. RefSeq names its product heterogeneous nuclear ribonucleoprotein D (gene Hnrnpd). Gene Ontology annotation, biological process: regulation of gene expression. NCBI's taxonomy places the organism in Eukaryota, Metazoa, Chordata, Mammalia, Rodentia, Sciuridae. Gene Ontology annotation, cellular component: chromatin; nucleoplasm. The record is from RefSeq and is a predicted model, not a curated record. Gene Ontology annotation, molecular function: RNA binding.